GCGACGGAACAGGAGAGAUGGAGCGAGUACAAGCGAUGCUCGAGGCGUGGUGUAUAAUUACAAUGAAGAGGGCAUUCAAAGAGCUGAAACUGGAUGGGAACAGUGCAUUAGUAUCCCACUAGUACAGCCAGACAUGUUUGGGCUUCUUCAGCAAUGGGAUGAGCUCCUUGAGGAAUUUUCUGUGGGAGAGGCCUGGCUUCCUCGCAGGUAUGAUGAACAUGACCACAACUGCUACACAUACGCGCUGGCAUUCAUUAACAGCGUACUGAACGCACAAGGAAAACGGCAAAUGAGUAAAAGUGAAUUUACAGAGAAAUUUGUGAUCCCACAGACAAAGAAAGCUUCCAAAUACAUUACUCUGCAUCAGGAGCUAACAGCUAAUGAUUUCUACAUUGUACCCCUUCUUCCCGAUCAAGAAAAACAGGGCUGAAAAUGACAAGUUGCUAUAUUAAAACAUUAUAACAUGCAAUAGGAAGUCUUUAAGACUCCAAAUCUCAGGGUUUAAGAUGCGUGAUCUACUUAAUGUAUUUAAAAACAUAAUUAACUUAUUUAAAAACAUAAUUAACUGUAUAUGUUAACCUGCACAUCAUGGAAGAAUUGUGAAAGAGAAUUUCUGCAUUUGACUGAAACAGCAUACAUACAACGUACACACUACAGAAAACCUCUAUGGGAACUAUUCAUACAGAAAAAUGUUUUCCUAUUUACAUUCACUAUAUGCUCUGUUCUGCCAAGACAUUUAAUAUAAGAAAUUACUGUGUAAUUAAGGGUUUUAACAAACAAACUGUGGUAACUUAAGCUGUAGCAAACAGGUUUUUCCCUGUCACAUUUGUUUAUUGAUGAGUGGAA
Egretta garzetta (little egret) is the source of this 846-nucleotide messenger RNA. It is a transcript of the gene MKRN2OS, whose product is annotated as MKRN2 opposite strand. Lineage: Eukaryota; Metazoa; Chordata; Aves; Pelecaniformes; Ardeidae. Bases 134 to 430 code for a protein of 98 amino acids. The transcript is spliced from 3 exons. The record is from RefSeq and is a predicted model, not a curated record.